This is a messenger RNA of Pelagomonas calceolata, 812 nucleotides long. The record is from the annotation of a GenBank genome assembly. NCBI's taxonomy places the organism in Eukaryota, Pelagophyceae, Pelagomonadales, Pelagomonadaceae.
CUCGGCCCAGGCCUUUUUUUCACUCACUCCGGCGCCUGCUGGUUCUGAAGCACCAGUUUAUUGCCUCCCGCCUUCGUUUCCUCUCGUUGCACCAGCCGUGCGCCAAGAAUAGUGACAAAUGCGCUUUUUGGCAGCCAUUGCGAUCUCUGGUGCUCAUGCUUUGGUCUUGAGCCGGCACGUCGUGCCCACACGACUGGCAGCUGCAGUAUCCACCGACGCCGAGAGCACUACUACGGCAGACUUGAAAAAAACACUCCUGCGAGCGGUCGGCAACGAAGACCGCAGCGAGCGAGACAUCCUCGACGCCGCGGCAGCGCUCGAAGACCUGAACGUCCGCACCGGCAGCGUCUCCGGCAAAUGGGCUCUAGUGUUCUCGACGCAGACCGCGAGACCAAAGGAGUCGGCCGCCAAAAGCAUCAUGGACCUGCCGCAAGAAGUGUCGAACGCCAUCUACUCGGUACUGUUCAAGGUCGCGCCCUUCCUUGCCGGCGGCCAGGAGCGGCGGCGGCAGAAAGCGUUCUCAGUGGCGAACGAACAAACCGUGGACGUGGCGGCGGGCACCGUCGACAAUCGCGUGACAUUGACGCUCAACAAACAAAAAAUAGACAUACGCGUCUUCGGCGCCGCGAGACCCACAAACGACGACGACACGCUCGAGAUAUGCUUCGAGGGCUUCGAGCUCGGCGGCCUCCCGACGAUUCCUCUGCCGCGACCCGUCGGACGCAUCGUCACGACCUUCGUCGACGACGACCUGCGCCUGUCGCGCGGGAGUCGGGGGGGACUCUUCGUCCUAAAACGGAUCAGGUAGUAGA